Hyposmocoma kahamanoa is the source of this 758-nucleotide messenger RNA. RefSeq names its product L-xylulose reductase-like. Gene Ontology annotation, biological process: glucose metabolic process; xylulose metabolic process. Gene Ontology annotation, molecular function: L-xylulose reductase (NADPH) activity; carbonyl reductase (NADPH) activity. The transcript has 5 exons. Lineage: Eukaryota; Metazoa; Arthropoda; Insecta; Lepidoptera; Cosmopterigidae. The record is from RefSeq and is a predicted model, not a curated record. The coding region runs from base 1 to 738 and encodes 245 amino acids.
AUGGCGCUCAAUGCACUCAAAGGCACUCGCUGGCGCUCAAAGGUACUCAAAGGUAUUGGACGUGGCAUUGUGGUGGAACUAUGGAGGCAGGGUGCCAAUAUAGCUACUCUUUCAAAUCAACCUGCAAACCUUAAGAAGCUGAAAGAAGAAUAUCCAUCGAUAGACGUAGUAGCUGUAGAUCUUUCAGACUGGGAUAAAACUAGAGAAAUCGUGGAAUCCUUAGGAGUUUUCGACGCUCUAGUAAACUGUGCUGGUAUUGCGAUGGUUGAACCCUUUUUAGAAUGCAGUUCAAGCACUUUUGACAAAACAAUAUCAAUUAAUACAAAGGCUAUUUUGAACGUCAGUCAGAUCGUCGCCAAGAAAAUGAUCCAGAAUGGAAUACGAGGUUCCAUAGUGAAUAUUUCCUCGAAGGCAUCUCAAGCGGCUCUUCAAGAUCAUGUUGCGUAUUGCGCUUCAAAAGGCGCAGUGGAUGCGAUGACAAGAGUAAUGGCGUUAGAGCUAGGCCCCCACGGCAUCAGAGUUAACACGAUCAACCCAACUGUUGUCCUGACUGAAUUGGGCCGGAAAGUUUGGUUGACUGACCCUGCGAAGGCAGAAAAAUUACUCGCCAAAAUUCCAUUGGGAAGAUUUGGUGAAGUGCACGAAGUUGUAAAUGCCGUUCUAUUUCUGCUAAGCGAUGAUGCGAGAAUGAUCAGUGGCGUUCACCUGCCUGUGGAUGGUGGUUUUCUGGCUACGUAAUCCGAAAUUGCAACGUUACG